CAGUAGCGCACCAACACAUUGCACUAGUUCCAGCCUUCGGUAAAUUAGCUUGACAUGCUUUUACAGCUCGUUAUUAUUUGACUAGCUACGUUAUAUAUUUCGUCGUUAGUAGCUACGCCUCGUUCACAUUUAUCAAUAGGAUAGUUAUGGAGAUUUAUAUGGAGUCCUCACCGGACCCUGCUUCCAGUGACGCGGGAAACAGCGUCUCUAAACCGGCUACUCCAGUCAUGGACACGCCGGCGAAUCUGGAGACCCUUCAAACGGACCACCACCACCAAACCCCUGUUAGAGGACAGAGUCGUUCCGGCUCCAACAAAGGGUCGUCAGCAGCGAAGAAGACACAUACAUCUCAAAUUGAAAUUAUUCCUUGCAAGAUAUGUGGAGAUAAGUCGUCAGGUAUCCACUACGGCGUGAUCACCUGCGAAGGCUGCAAGGGUUUCUUCAGGAGGAGCCAGCAGAGUAAUGCAGGGUACUCCUGCCCUCGUCAGAAGAACUGUUUGAUUGACAGGACCAGCAGAAACCGCUGCCAACACUGUAGACUGCAGAAAUGCCUGACCGUAGGCAUGUCACGGGACGCGGUGAAGUUUGGCCGUAUGUCCAAGAAGCAGAGAGACAGCCUGUAUGCUGAGGUCCAGAAGCACCGUCUCCAGCAGGCCCAGCAGCUGCAGAGAGACCACCAUCCCCAGAACCCGGAGGAGGUCGAGCCUCUCUCUCCCCACUACGGCCUCACCGACCUCCCGGAAGACCUGGGAGGGUACAUGGAGGAAAACAGCCCUGGGGGGGUUAACGGCCCAGCCUCCAAGGGGGGCUCUGACUCGGGAGGAGUGGGGGGGUUCUACCUGGACAUUCAGCCGUCUCCUGAUCAGUCUGGUCUGGAUAUUAACGGUAUAAAACCGGAGCCUCUUUGUGAUUAUGGUUCCAACCAGGGUUUCUUCCCCUACUGUUCCUUCACCAACGGAGAGACGUCUCCCACAGUAUCUAUGGCUGAGCUAGAACACCUAGGCCAGAACAUCUCCAAGUCCCACCAGGAGACGUGUCAGUACCUGAGGGAGGAGCUACAGAGCAUGACCUGGCAGGCCUUCCUCCAAGAGGAGAUAGAGACCUACCAGACGAAGCCGGAGGAGGUGAUGUGGCAGCUGUGUGCCAUCAAGAUAACGGAGGCCAUCCAGUACGUGGUGGAGUUCGCCAAACGCAUCGACGGCUUCAUGGAGCUCUGUCAGAACGACCAGAUAGUGUUGCUCAAAGCAGGGUCUCUUGAGGUGGUGUUCAUCAGGAUGUGUCGUGCCUUUGACUCUCAGAACAGCACCGUCUACUUCGAUGGGAAGUACGCUGGGACCGACGUCUUCAAAGCGUUGGGUUGUGACGAUCUGAUUCGCUUAGUCUUUGAGUUUGGGAAGAGUAUGUCUGUCAUCCAUCUCUCCGAGGAGGAGAUCGCUCUCUUCUCCGCGUACGUCCUGAUGUCUGCAGAUCGGACGUGGCUUCAGGAGAAGGUGAAGGUAGAGAAGCUGCAACAGAAGAUCCAGCUGGCUCUCCAACAUGUCCUUCAGAAGAACGGCAGAGAGGACGUGGUUCUCACAAAGUUGAUAUGCAAAGUGUCGACCCUGCGGGCGUUAGUCAGCCGGCAUACAGAGAAGCUGACGGCCUUCAAAGCAACCUACCCAGACAUUGUCCAAGCCCACUUCCCUCCACUAUACAAGGAGCUGUUUGGCUCAGACUUUGAACAGGGCUCCAUGUCCAUAGACGGCUAGCCGAGGGCCCCGUCGGUGACCUACCGUACUGUAUCUGCCCUGUACUGUAGUUUACGUCAUGGAGCCAGUGUUGAUCUUUGGGAGACAGAGAGACACGUUGAAUGAGAGACACUCAGACAGUGCCUUGGUCCUGGCCCUAACUUGCUCUUACCUGGACAGACACCCGACAUUUCUCUCUUCAUGUUUGUCUGUCUUCUCCUCUGUGUCCUCCUGGAUCAUGAGUUGGUUGGGAGGUUUCUGGGAGGAAAAAAAACAUUCAAGCACUUAGAAAACCAACAGCCUUUCCUCUCACAAUAACAAACCUAUUGGGAUGGGGAGUGGAUUUAGUCACAACACCUACCUAUGGACAACGGUGUGAUGGGGAGAGGAUUUAGUCACAACACCUACCUAUGGACAACGGUGUGAUGGGGAGAGGAUUUAGUCACAACACCUACCUAUGGACAACGGUGUGAUGGGGAGAGGAUUUAGUCACAACACCUACCUAUGGACAACGGUGUGAUGGGGAGAGGAUUUAGUCACAACACCUACCUAUGGACAACGUUGUCAUGGGGAGAGGAUUUAGUCACAACACCUACCUAUGGACAACGGUGUGAUGGGGAGAGGAUUUAGUCACAACACCUACCUAUGGACAACGGUGUGAUGGAGAGCGGAUUUAGUCACAACACCUACCUAUGGACAACGGUGUGAUGGAGAGAGGAUUUAGUCACAACACCUACCUAUGGAUAACGGUGUCAUGGGGAGAGGAUUUAGUCACAACACCUACCUAUGGACAACGGUGUGAUGGGGAGAGGAUUUAGUCACAACACCUACCUAUGGACAACGGUGUGAUGGGGAGAGGAUUUAGUCACAACACCUACCUAUG
Oncorhynchus mykiss (rainbow trout) is the source of this 2610-nucleotide messenger RNA. Lineage: Eukaryota; Metazoa; Chordata; Actinopteri; Salmoniformes; Salmonidae. The record is from RefSeq and is a predicted model, not a curated record.